CUGUGCAGGUUUUUUGUGUCACCGUCUCGAGGGUAGGCCUUUUAUUUACCAUAUAUAGUUAAUUGUUUUUAUUUGCAUUGUGAGAGAUAGAGGGGUCCAGAGCUUGGUUAGUUGCGUUCAGUUGAUUGCAGAGUGGCUUAUUGGGGGGAGGGGUGGUAGGUUGUGGGGUCAGGUUAACCAUAUUGAUUUGUGUGCUGUUGUGGGGGAUAGUUCGUUGUCUUGUUGUGUUGCGUAUGUGAUGAAGAGGAACUCCUUUGCUUGUCCCUGUGCUAGUUGUAAGUUUGUUGGCUAACUUUUCUAAUUGGUCGGUUUCACGUAUAUUUUGAUCCAAUGGUCUAUGUUCAUUUCUAAUAGGUUCUUCCAGUGUCUAGUUAAAAUAUUUCUAUGACAUGAGUUCCUUGUCAUGUGCAUGUGUGUUGUUCACCUGGAAUAUGUUUAAUAGGGCUAGCGUUCUAGAGUUGCUUCUAUUACCUGUUGUUAUUUUGGAGAUUUCCUGUGGCAGUGAUAUCCAAAAGGGUUGAACUUUGGGGCAUUCCCACCACAUGUGGAGGUAUGUGCCUAUGUAGGUGCAGCCUCUCCAGCAUUUGGAUGAGGUUCCUGGGUGUAUCAGCACCAGCUUGCGUGGUGUUAGGUACCAUCUAUAGAUAAGUUUCAGAGUGACAGUCUACCGCCUUCUGAGGGAGUCUGUUCCACUGUCAAGCAACCCUUGCUGCCAAAAAGUUCUUCCUGAUGUUUAAUCAGAAUCUCCUUUCUUGUAACUUGAAACCAUAGGUCCUAGCCUCUGGAGCAGGAGGAAACUAGCUUGUUCCGCCUAUAGAAACCUGAAAAUGGCUGUCACAUCUCACCUUAGUCUCCUCUUUUCCAUGCUAAAUAUUCCCAACUCCUUCAACCGUUCCUCACAAGGCUUGGUUUCCUUUAUCAUUUUGUUCACCUUGUUCUGCAUAUGUUCCAGCUGGUCAAUUCUGCCCAGAACAGGACUCAGGAUUUCAGGUGUGGUCUGACCAAGGCAGAAUAGAGUGGGAUUAUGAAUUCCCUUGCUUGGGACACUAUACUUCUGUUAAUGCAGCUUAGAAUAGCAUUAACAUUUUUUGCUGUGCCACACUGUUGACUUGCAGUUCACCAAAACCCCUAGAUCCUUUUCACAUAUACUGCUUGUUGUAUUACUGGACCAAUGAGGUGAAGAGAUGGGGAUAAGGGGCACACACUGCAACUAGAUUCUUAGAAACUGCCUAGAUCUCAUAAAAUCAUAGAAUCUUAGAGUUGGGAGGGACCCAAGGGUCAUCUAGUCCAACCCCUGCAGUGCAGAAAUCUUAGCUAAAGCAUCCAUGACAGAUGUGUAUUCCAGAUGUGGUCUGACCAAGGCAGAAUACAGUGGGACUAUCUAUAACUUCCCUUGAUCUGGACACUACACUUCUGUUGAUGCAGCCUAGCUUAUUUUCCUGCUGCAUCACACUGUUGACUCAUGUUAAGGUUGUGGUCCAUCCAGACCCUAGAUCCUCUUCACAUGCACUGCUAGUAAGCCAGGUGUCCCCCACCUUAUAUGUGUGCAUCUGGUUCUUCCUGCCAAAGUGCAACACCUAUUGAAAUCUGUUAAGGUGACAUUGAAUCCUGAUUCUGACUUCAGGGGGAUUGGCUUCUCCAAUGAUGAGUUAAUAAGUAUCUCCUCAGUUCCUUUGUCCAAAUCAUUUAUAAAACGUUGAAGAACAACAGGCCCAGUACAUGCGUGUUCCGGUCACAACAAGUAGGUAAAAUUUCUAGAUAUAUUGAAUGCCCUAGAAUAGCUGGCAGUGGAACAGACCAGCCGGUCACUCCCCUGGACUUAAUCCAAAUGGAUCCUUUAAAAUUAUUCCAAGGUGCUCAAGUGUCCUCUGAUAAAACAUAAAAUUCUGCCCACAUGAGGAAAUAAGGUUGCCAGGAGAGCAUGAGGAAGGCUACUUUCCGUUGUAAUGUCUGCGAAGAAAUGCAGAUUAUGUAAAAGCUGUGUUUGGGGAGGCAACAGAUUCUUGCAGGAAAUGAACCUGACUGCAAACACAAUAAUGUGCCGUUUCUGUGCCACUUCACCACCCAGGAACUCCAAGCAGGCAGUGAGGGGUAUAGGAAGAUCCUUUGGGAAUGCUGAUGGGGAAAUGAUGGCUCUGUCUCCUGCAGCAUUUAAUGCAGUUGUACACCUUGCCUUUAGAUAAUGCAAACAAGGCUGCUUCAGAGCAUGAGGAAGAGGCAAGCAAAGUCAGGCAAGCGCUUGAUGUCUCUUCCUAAAGGGAAGAAGCUGCAAUAUGGUUUUGCUUUUAAAAAGAGGCAGCUGUAGGAAAGGAGAGAUGGUUAGGGACCAUCCCAAGAAUGAAACAAGAAUGAGAGUGCACCCAUUAAAAUGAAAAAAUUCCUUCAGUAGCACCUUAAAGACCAACGAAGUUUUUAUUUUGGUAUGAGCUUUUGUGUGCAUGCACACUUCGUCAGGUAUCAGCAGGUCUAGAGAAAUGAGUGAGAUACAGUGGUACCUCGCAAGACGAAUGCCUCGUGCAACGGAAAACUUGCUAGACGAAAGCGUCUAGCAAUUCUUUGUUGCCUUGCAAGACGAAACUUUCUAUGGCCGCAUCUUGCAAUACACUUUUUUUUGCCACUCCCCCCCCCCAAUCUGCCGUUUGUUUCCGCAAGACGAAAAUUUUCGUAAGACGGCAUGACCCGCGGAACGAAUUAUUUUCGUCUUGCGAGGUAUCACUGUAUUGCUCUUUCUGUGGCUGUUAGGCGUUGAGACAUCUCCCCUUUUGCCUUGGCCAUUUGCCUGCUGGGAGGAAUGGGGAUGUUCCCUCCGAAGAAAUAUCUGCUUUGGCAGCAUUUCAUUUUGUAGCAUUUUGCUUCAGCUACUUUGUCCUAGAACAGUCCCAUGUACAGACACCCACAAAGACUUGUGCAUUUUCCAGUAUUGUCAGGGGGACUCCCUACAGGGAGCCCCCCCCCUGGUCAUCCUGACCAGCACUUCGCCCAACAAUAGCACGAGCAGCAAGUCAGGAAGAGGGAAUGAGGAAUGGAGCGGAAUGGAGGGAGGGCUCAGUGAGGCGUCCGAGCCCUGGCUAUGCUCUGGGGAACAGGGCAGGCAGGAAGGGCUCAGAGAUGCGUCAGAGCCUUGGCACCGCUCUGGUUGAGGGACAGCGAAUGAGGGGGUCAGUGAGAUGUCGGAGCCCAGGCGCCACCCCAGCCAGCAAGAGGGGAGACCUCUCCUUCUGGCGCCCGAAUUGAGGCGUGCACCCACAAAUAAGGGGCGGCGUUUCAGGAUGCCCAGGCUUUUAUGCUGGCCCAGAAGCAGACGGAAGCCAUUGCCGGGUUCUGAAAGUGACUAGAUGCAUCCAUUGGGACUCUGCAAUAGCAAUGAUGAAGAGGAUUUGUACGAAUAUGGCUGGGUUGGAGUGGUGAAGCUGGAGCAGCCGGAGGUGGAACCCAAGCCCUGUCUGACAGUCUUGGGCAAGGCCAAGCGGGCAGUUCAAAGAGGGGCCACAGCUGUCAUCUUUGACGUAUCCGAGAACCCAGAUGCAAUUGACCAGUUGAACCAGGGCUUGGAAGACCCCUUGAAAAGGCCCAUUGUGUAUGUGAAAGGAGCAGAUGCUGUCAAAUUGAUGAACAUUGUCAACAAGCAGAAGGUGGCCCGUGCCAGGAUUCAGCACCGGCCUCCACCGCAACCUACCGAAUACUUCGACAUGGGGAUUUUCUUGGCCUUUUUCGUGGUGGUCUCUCUCGUGUGCCUUGUUCUUCUGGUCAAGAUCAAACUGAAGCAGCGCCGCAGCCAGAAUUCCAUGAACAGGCUUGCUGUGCAGGCCCUGGAGAAGAUGGAGACCCGGAAGUUCAAGUCUAAGCUGAAAGGGCCCAGCGAAGGCAGCUGCCCUGCCCUGGACACACUGAGCAGCAGCUCCACCUCUGACUGCGCCAUUUGCCUCGAGAAGUACCUGGAUGGGGAGGAGCUGCGCGUCAUUCCCUGCGCUCAUCGGUUCCACAGGAAGUGUGUGGACCCGUGGCUUUUGCAGCACCACACCUGCCCGCAUUGCCGCCACAACAUCAUUGAGCAAAAGAAGGGCACCACCGGCCAGGUGUGUGACGACCUUGCCAAUCAGAUGCGUAGCCGUCAGCAGCAGCAGCGCAUGAUCCUGCCCGUCCAUUACCCUGGCCGAGUGCACAGAGCCAGCCAGGUCACCACUUACCCCACACGAACCAGCAUGGACCCCCACGGGAACCCUAUCACCGUCCUGACAGUGGACCGGCACAGGGAGGCCCCAGCCUUCCUCCGGAGCUACCAGCCCAUCCACUUGGACCAUGCUCUGAACACACACCAGUGUGGGGUGGAGCACAGGCCUUACCCAGCCAUUCACACUUUCCGAAGGCCCAAGUUCAGCAGCCACCACUUCUCCAAGCCAGCUUGCUUCUCCCAGUACGAGACCAUGUUCCAGCACUACUAUUUCCAAGGCCUUAGCUACCCGGAGCAGAACGGACCGCUGCCCCUGGGCGUUGCUGCCAAGGGCCCCUCGCGUGCCUUCCAGCCUGUGGGCGGUGGUGGUGGCAGUGGCAGGCUCUUUGCCCCUGUGGUCCAUGUUGCCCCUUCCUCCCGCCUGGAGAGCGGCAGCACUUCCAGUUUCAGCUGCUACCACGGCCACCGCUCCGUCUGCAGCGGCUACCUGGCCGACGGCCCUGGGAGCGACAGCAGCAGCAGCAGCGGCAGCAGUUCGGGCCCCUGCCACUGCUCCUCCAGUGACUCCAUGGUGGACUGCACCGAGGUCAGCAACCAGGGGGUCUAUGGGAGCUGCUCCACCUUCCGCAGCUCCCUGAGCAGUGACUAUGACCCAUACAUCUACCGCAGCAAAAGUCCCUGUCGGGGGGGUGAGGUGGGAGGGGCUAGCAGAGGGACCAUGGUUCUUCUGGAAGGGCCCCCUGCUCCGAAUGUGGUGGAUGGCGACUGCCUGCCUGUGCUGGCCACUUCCGCAGGGGACCAGCUCUCCAACUGCAGCCUGGAGAUGAAUUACAGCAGCAACUCCUCACUAGAGCACCGGGAGCCUCCAGGCACCAUCCCCGAGGGGGGAGGGCUUGAGGGCCUGGCGGGGGGAGCCAGCCGGACCUGCAGAGGACUCCGGGAGCCGGUUUGUGCCUGCUGUUUUGAGGCCCCUCCUGCACCCCGGGAGUCGCUGGGCAGGGCAGCUGAGUGCAGCAUGCUGCUUCUUGGACCGCCUCUUUGGACAGGGUGUGGCUCUGGGCGAGAGCUGCAGGCAGGAAGAAGCCAAGAUCUGUACAGUAUUAGGACAGAGGGGGGGACAUGCGAAGCUGUGCCCUGUUGCUUCUAUGAAGAGAAGCAGGUGGCCAGCAACAGCCGCCUGACGCAGCCUGGCUGCUAUGCCGCCGAGGACUAUGCUGUCAGCGUGCAGUAUACGUCGUGUCCAGAGGACUCCUCUGCCUUGCCGGGCUGCUACGUGGGGGGAUGUGACCUGGGUCAGCGCAUCUCCAUAAUUCCCGAGGACCAGGACUGUGAGCUGCCCCUGCCUCACACGGAUUGCCACGGAGGCAGCAGCCGCUCACGGGAGGAGCCACGUGGAACAGCAGCCAUGAACCAACUCUGCCUGGGUCCAGGGGAGGAUCAGCCGGGGGACUUGCUGCAAGGGGAAGCCCUGGGGCUCUUUCCCAGCCCCCUCCUGAGCUGUCCUGAGGCAGCUGUUGUGGCAGCAGCAGGAGGAGGAGGCACCCAGAUGGUGGGUAAGUCAGCAGCUCCAGCAGGUGUGCAGGAAAGGUGUUGGAGGUGGGACACCAGCUCCUCAAUCUGCAUAGAUGCUUCAUGAGGGAUGGCAAACUCUGAAAUGUGUUCCUGCUGGAUGUCAGGCACAGCAGCCUGCCAGGCUCUUACCUGGCCCUCCUGGGAGUGUGCUGGCUUUGGGGCGGUGGGCUUGGUGGGGUGUCACUUUUGACACCUGCCUUUGCGCAUGCAGAAGCGUAGAACCCAUGGUAUGGUCCCAAGCAGAGAGAAGGAACGGACGCAACUGCGCAGGGCGUGGGGCUUGCAGGGAAGCAGAUUUUGGCUAAACUGUGGGUUGCUCAAUUUCAGCUGCUUGUAGUUGCUGUGGAUGUGGAAGCCUUCCCCUCUGGCUGCCUACUCGAGGCACUUGCUUUGUCUUUUCAGGCUGUGAUCCUCCAGGCCCAGGCCAGGUUGGUGACUAAUGAGAGCAGGAGCCUGUCUUUGUGCCUCGCGAUCUCUCCUGGACUUCAAAAUUGUCUUUAGCUUUUGCUCACCCAUUGAAGUGGUCAACUGGAGAAGGCACCUUCCGCAGUGUGCAUUGAAGCCUCUAUGCCACAAAGUGUUCGCAAGAAGCCACCGUGCUACUUCUGCCGCCUCCUGCAGCUGGGCAGGAGCCCAGAGAGGGCCAUCAAGCCCCGCUGCCUGCAGAGAUCAUCUGGGCCUGCCUUAGAAAGCAAACGGCACCUUGAAGCAAAAGAAGUCCAAAGGAGUGGCAGCAAUGAGGAUGACUGCGAGGGGGCAGGGGAAGCAGGCUGGCUGCGGAGUGCCCCUUCCUCCUCACAGCCAGUCCAGCACCAGUCAAUGAGUUGGGGACAGAAGUCAGGAGCGUUCUGGAGCAUAGCAUCUUCCAGGAUAGUUUUACCUGCCCCCGGAAGAUGAGGGGUCGGGGGACCAAUGAAUGUUUCUAAGGAGCACACCUGCCGCAGUAAUCUCAGGGGCUCUGCUGAAAGAGGAAAAGGGCUUUUUGGGAUGAUGCGGGUGCUUGGUGCUGCUCUUCCUAGGGGUGUGUUGGUUAAGGCUGGACCUAAGCCCUGCCUUGUGUUUGCUGCUGCAGAGAUGGUUGCUGCCAAUGGCUCUGAGGCCCGUGCCUUGUGCCUGCCUGUGUUCGUGUCCCGGCAGGUAGAGAUCCCUCCCUCUUUUUCUGUUGAUGCAUGUUGUCACUUGCUUCCAAUUGUUAAUCGUUUCCUGUGGAAACAAUGGCUUCUGUCUCCCAUAGGCAUGAUUCCAAAGGCCACCUGGUCUGCGUGGGCAGGACCUCAGGGAAUGCCACUGUUUGGGGUCUGUGGAUGCAUGCUGUAUGCGGGCUGCUUCUAUCUUCUCUGUGAUGUCUGUGAUGGACAUUUUGCUAAACUGUGUCCAAAAUGUGGAUUGUGGGAGGAGGGUGUUUAAUGUUUUCUUAAUGGAAUGUGCCUAGAACUCUCUCCCUACCCCAGCCUGUUUAAUUUACUAAAACCAAUGGCACUGUGUGAUUCAGAAGAUAUCUAACCUCUCCAUUUGUGCCCAGCUCAUGAAAAUAAAAAGAAAGCUUGAAUAGUAUACAUUUUAAGGAGCUCUUAACCUGUUCAAGGUUAAACGAACAGACCCCAGUGUUUUACCCAUCAGUAAUUAUUAACUCAGCAUUGUGCAUGUUCACAAAGUGAAGUUCCCUGGUGAGCUGCAGUAUCUCUCAGCCAUGUGUUUCUGUGUGCCAGAGGAGUACAUGGAAGGAAAAUAGGUUCCGUUUUGAUUUCUGCAUAUGAGAUCAAAGCCAAGAGGUGAUGGCCCGGCCCAUGGGCAUCCUCGCCUCAUGUUCUUAUGAUCUCUGUGCUGUGACAUAGGUGGGAUCUGCAGCCACACAGCAGCAUUCCAGAAGGUUCUAGAGCUUAGAAGAGCUUGCAGCCCUGCUCCGAAGUGAGGGGACCCCUGUGCCGGCUGACUUCAAGUCAGGGGCCUCCACUCUCCUCUCAGUUUCUUUUCAAGACUCUCUCUCUCUCUCUCUCUCUCUCUUGCUUUACAAAUAUUUAUCCCCAAAAUAUUUCAUUUCAGUUUAUCUCCUGUCAUUGAAUAUACGUGUGUCAUCCAAAGCGAGAGAGGAGAGAAGGAACUGAAUUUGGAAACAAAAUUAAAAAAUUCCUUCCAGCAGCACCUUAGAGACCAACUAAGUUUGUCAUUGGUAUGAGCCUUCUGAAGAAGAAGAGGAGGAGGAGUUUGGAUUUGAUAUCCCCUAAGGAGUCUCAAAACGGCUCACAAUCUCCUUUCCCUUCCUCUCCCACAACAAACACUCUAGUGAGGUGAGUGGGGCUGAGAGACUUCAGAGAAGUGUGACUAGCCCAAGGUCACCCAGCAGCUGCAUGUGGAGGAGCGGAGACGCGAACCCGGUUCCCCAGAUUACGAGUCUACCGCUCUUAACCACUAUGCAUGCACACGAAAGCUCAUACCAAUGACAAACUCAGUUGGUCUCUAAGGUGCUGCUGGAAGGAAUUUUAUUUUGUUUUGAGUACCUCAGUUUCUAUCUGCUUUCAUAGAAUUAUAGAGUUGGAAAGGGCCCUGAGGGUCCUCAAGUCCAAUCCCCUUGCAAUGCAGGAAUCCAUACUUUUGCCUUCAUUUUUUUAAUGUACAAAAAGUGUGGCUCCUGUAUCUUUCAAGUAGGAACACCCCCCCCCCUGUGCCUGACAGAAAUGUGCUCCGCUGAGGUCCAUCUCAGGAAGGUUUUUCAGAAGGGAACAUGGUGCUCAGGCUGAACCCUGUUGUGGCCCAUGCCCGGCCACAGUUCUCUGUGUUGGGUGACCAUCUUGCUGAAGGCUGUUGCCUCAACUCGUUUGUAUCCCAUCCAAGGGCUGCCAGGUUUGUCAAUCCCCAAGUUUUGUGAUGAUACUGACUGGGGCCAGAAGUGUUUGAGCUCAAAAUGGCACAAGGCUAAUAGCAAGAGCUGUCCUAUCCCCAAAACUGCACCAUGAUCGGUUCCAACCUCUGUUUCUGCCUCUGCAGUCGGCCCAGCAAUCUGGUUUUUUUGGAUGCUCAUACACUUCCAUUCACAACUUGUGCUUUGGGCAGCCUAGAGCCCGUGUGUCAUCAUUUCCGGUGAUGACUGAGGCUUCCAUAUCCACGAUGACUCCCCAGUUCACGCUCCUCAGCUUGGUCCUGAAACACGUGUGCAGCUGGCCUCACACUCUGAUCAGUCCUCUGUAACGAGCAUCCUCAGUACAGACUCUGGUUCCCUCUUUGUACUCGAGGCAUGUGGUUUAAAUGCAGGCACCUUCUUGUCUCUCUGAAUGGAUGAUAAUGGAGUCCUGGCAUUUCACCCAAGUCUUCGUACCAAGCACAGAUACGGAUUUAUUCCCACUACAGGUUGCUUGUGGUCUUGGUAGACGAACCCCCUAGGUGUCUGGAGACACAGACUUUGUGUCUAGCACAUGCAGUAUAGAUGCUUUAACACAAAGGACAUUGUCUAGAUCUUGUACCUUAUAGAUGGCAUCUCAAUACAUACCAGGAGCCAUACAGAUGCAUCAUGCAUAAGGGCAGUUUGUAGCCUAUAUGCAUAUCUAGCAAACAUUACUGGUUUGUGGGAAUGAUCUGGCCUGGGCCUUGGAACCCAGCACACCUGUGUAGAUAAUUUCGUGGACUUCUGUAACCUUUGGUUACCUAAGCUCUGGAACCAAGCAUUUAUGAUACCCGCAUCUAGCACAAUAACACUGCAAACAGCCGAAGAUCUGGUCCCUGCUCUAGAACUUAAAUUAAUUCUGCAGUCUUGGUACCUGGGUCAUUUCUGAAUGAUUACUAUCUCUGAGAUGGAAGAGGGGUGAAUUCAUUUCACUACCUAGCCUGCCGCUUAGUACCAGAAGUUUUAACAGCCUGCAUGCUAAUGAAGUGCUGGGUGUCAGCAAUCUGAUGCCAAACUCUAGCUUCCAUUUUUCACACUUCCCUUUGUUUGGUAGCAAUGCUAAGGCACUGCCUCUGAUCCUUAGCAGUCAUUGGGUAGAUCCAUUUUGAGUGCCUUCUACUACCCAAUAUACACCCUUAAACAGGUUCAGUGGUUGUUACCCACUUUUCUGUCCUGCACUGAUUUCUGUCACUAGCACUUUCUUUGAAUCUUUGAAUUUUGUCCACGAGGUCUGACAAUCUGGCAUCUGUCUUCUAGCAGUGUUUCAGCUCCCAAGCUGUGAAGGAUGCACAGAAUUAAGGCUCAAAGCACCAAACAACGAACAGAUCUUUUCUGCUCAGUGUCUAACCUGAGCAUGUUUAUGCCCUUCCAGGCUUGUUUGGACCACCUUACAAGAGCCUAGGGGUGAAGUCUUUCUCCUGCCCCCCUCCAUUUGAUGGAGGACCUGGUCAGUACACUUAUUUGCAUUUCAAAGACAAACUUGAAAACACCCCUGGGGUAUUCAGGCCAAUUUCAGAUCCUCCAGAGUCUGGGAGUUGAUUGCUUUUUGCUCUUCAUCUAGUCCAACUUCCUGCAAUGAGAUUAAGUCUCUCAUGUUCUACCAGUAAUUGAGCUUUGCUUUUCUGUGGGGGAAUUCUACAUUGGCAACUUUAGGUAACUGAAAGCUAACUCUCAUCGGACAAAAGGCAUGCCACAAAGUCCAGUGAGCUUGCCUGCCCCACGUGAGCAAUGAUUAGUUGGCCUGAGGUCUUGCCUUUGUGUUUAUCGGGAGUGGCCUUUUCCUUUCUGGAGCAUUCUGUCUAUGUUGAUCCUCAUUUUAGAUCAAUCUUCAGGACUCACUCAAGAAUCUGACCUUCUCUUUAUAGCCUUCACUUGGGUACUGGUUGAUGGCAAUGCCUGGUCUCUGUGGAGCCUCUCCCUAAGGGGCCUCAUCGCCUGACUUGCAUGACAGGGCCAUCAUCUCCUCUCAGGAUGCCUGCCUACAGGUAUGAUGUGCCCUUCACAGGAUGCACCCCUGAGACCAGGCCACAGAACCAGCCAAGUUUCAUUCCGGGAGGAACCAGAACUCUUUGGAGUGGCCAUCUAUGCCCCUCUGUACUCACUUUCCUUCCCUGUUGAAUGAAGGGGCUGCGGCUUGCUCCAAGGAAUGGCAGGAGAGGCCUGAGGUGUACAGUGGCCAUGGAGCUUCCCUGCUUGAGAGCAGGGGCUGCAAGCUGUCCUAAGCCCUUCCCAAAUGCUUUCUGCACAGGUGAAGAUCCCACCUGUGUGCGACAAUGCAAGGAACCACUCAGAAAGUGGCAACAGGUAAGCAGCCUGGUUAUGGGGCACUUGUGGCCUCCUGCUUCUUCCAUCAUCCCCAGCCAGGACAGCCAGAGGUCAGGGACGAGGAGAGGGUGUAAUCCCAACAGCAGGUUUGCCAGCCCUGAGCUCAGUCUCAGGAUCAGAAGGCAGGAACAGGCUCCUCUGUGGAGCUUGCAUGCCUUGCUUGGACACUUUGCAGCUGGCUUAGAAAGUCUCUCUUCGCUUUCUCUCCACCCCCAGUAACGAGGGUGCUUCCAGUUUCUGGCUCCUGUGUGUCUUCAUUUCCUCGUCCGAGAGCUUCAUGACAAAGGUUUUGUAAUGGUCAGUACAAUAGAUGUUUUUAAUCCAAAAUGCCUUCCUAUUUAAUUAAUUGUUGCCAUUUUGAUGGGCUCAUGAGGCACUAUUAAAAAAAACUUUUUUAAGAAAAUGAAACUUCUGUAGCACUUAAAACAGUUUUGUAUAAAAUGUACUGUAAAGAUUUGUAAUAUGGUUAAAGGGCUCUUUCUCCAUUACUAUUUUUAAUGUUUCUAAGGCUAGGAAACAAUUUGUGUACAUUCUGUAUAUGUAUAGCAGCACAUUUCAUUUAUGGAAAGAUGUUCUCAGAAUAUUUAUUUACUAAUAUAUUUAUCUUAAGCCAUGUCCUAUGUUGAGUGUGUGAUGUUAUUGUCUAAAUAAUAAUAAUAAUUGAAAAUCACUAACAGGAAGCCUGUAAAUACACAGUAAUUGCACACAAAGAUUUUGCAAUGUUUGCUGACCAAAAAGUGAUUUUACAACAAAUUGUAGCUCUACGGUUUUGUAACAAAAGUGUACAAAUGUCUGUUUAACCCCCCUCCCUUCAAUACAGUUUUAUUGUCUAACUUGAAA
Messenger RNA from Zootoca vivipara (common lizard), 11786 nucleotides. The record is from RefSeq and is a predicted model, not a curated record. NCBI's taxonomy places the organism in Eukaryota, Metazoa, Chordata, Lepidosauria, Squamata, Lacertidae.